Colletotrichum costaricense is the source of this 120-nucleotide messenger RNA. RefSeq lists its product as uncharacterized. The record is from RefSeq and is a predicted model, not a curated record. Lineage: Eukaryota; Fungi; Ascomycota; Sordariomycetes; Glomerellales; Glomerellaceae. The transcript has 2 exons. The coding region runs from base 1 to 120 and encodes 39 amino acids.
AUGGUGAUCAUGUUGGGGAUUCAAAUUGGAGACACUGGGCCUCCAAUGAUAUCUCGAGAGCUCACACUACCCAAUUUUGGUUUCAUCUCAUGUGUAUCUCCAAACGGACCUGUAGCAUAG